Molecule: messenger RNA, 2047 nt
Organism: Lentinula edodes (shiitake mushroom)
Lineage: Eukaryota; Fungi; Basidiomycota; Agaricomycetes; Agaricales; Omphalotaceae
Product: drug:h+ antiporter
Exons: 16
Coding region: 150-1967 (605 amino acids)
Biological process (GO): transmembrane transport
Molecular function (GO): transmembrane transporter activity
Source: RefSeq, a predicted model, not a curated record
GACUAUACAGUCUGGGUCUUUGGUAUUGAGUGGAAGGAUGUAAAUACGUUACUGCGAAGGACAAGGGAGGAUACGGCUCAAAGUCAGGCGUAACGAUAAGAUUGGGUUCGGAGCUUAUCAGAUAAGGUGGCAACGGUGGUUGCCACGCUAUGAUUCGCGACGAUCGUUCUUACCAUCCAACAGAAAUCUGCAAUGAAACACCAUACGAUUCAGAAUUAUCGGAAUCUCUCCUACUUCUUCCCCUCACCAUGUCCCUUCACAGGGAUCAAAUGCCACCCAAUUUAUCCGUGGAAGAACACGAUGACGAAGACGACGGCGAAGAAAUACUCGAGGCAGUGAAUAUCCAUUCUGGCGUGCUUAAAGUAGAAGCUGCGAGUAAAGUAUACGGGCGUUAUUCGAGAAUAGCAUUAUUUACAGGACUCGGAUUCGCAGCAUACAUAUAUUCACUGGAUAAUCAAACGACAUCCUCGUACAUUGCUUUUGCGGCUUCGGAUUUGGGAGGUCAUAGUCUCAUCAGCUCGAUUCAGACCGCUCAGAGCAUAAUACUUGCUUGCGGCAAACCCAUCAUUGCCAAGUUCGCGGACAUAAGCUCUCGAGGAACAGCGUAUGUUGUUGCUCUCCUCUUCCAUGUUCUGGGCUAUACCAUCAUCGCUUCAGCUCAAAGCAUCAAUGCUGUAGCUGUCGGUAUCGUUCUUUUCGCAAUUGGAUACACAGGAUUGCAACUCCUCAUGCAAAUUAUUAUCGCUGAUAUCACAACUCUGGAAUGGAGAGGCCUGAUUAAUGGACUACUUGCACUUCCAUUCAUCGUAAAUUCGUUCAUUGGCCCGAAUAUCGCUACUGCGGUCCUCGAAACAGUGGGAUGGAGAUGGGGAUAUGGCAUGUUCGUAAUCCUCGUCCCCCUAUGCCUUUCGCCUUUGAUCAUAACCCUUCUAUGGGCCGAACGAAAGGCGAAAGUCCUUGGUCUUGCCCCCGUUACAGAACUUUCCUCUGAAUCCUUACUGGGGCGUGCUCGAAUAUUAGCGGAAGAACUGGAUCUUUUCGGCCUGGUCUUAAUUACAGCGUGUAUAGCCUCAAUUCUAGUUCCCUUGACAUUGACAGGAACCGUAAACGGAGGGUGGUCGAAUCCUUCCAUGAUCGUUUUAAUCGUCCUUGGGUGUAUCCUGCUACCAGUUUGCGGCGUAUGGGAUCUGCGUUACGCGAAAUAUCCCGUUGUUCCUCCGCGAUUUUUCAAGAACCGGAGCGUCAUCAUCGUGUCCCUCAUCGGAGCGCUUGACUUCUGCUCGUACUUCUUGACAUCAGUCUAUCUUUAUUCAUUCAUUAUCGUUGUUAAGCCGUGGUCACUCUUAUACGCCUCCUACUUUUCUCAAAUUCAAUCCAUCGCCCUCACUAUUUUCGCAAUCCUAGCCGGAGUAAUCAUGAAGUAUACCCAUCGUUAUAAAGCCCUUCUUGUAACCGGUCUAUGUAUUCGCCUUGUUGGCGUCGCUCUAAUGAUUCGCUCUCGUGGCGCAAACGGUUCCGACACAGAACUAGUUUGGACUCAAAUCCUUCAGGGAAUCGGAGGUGGCUUUGCUGCCUCUUGUUCACAAGUCGGCGCUCAGGCUAGUGUACCCCACGUCGAUCUCGCCAUGACCACUGCUGUUAUUUUGCUGGUGACGGAGAUCGGUGCUUCUAUCGGCGGUAGUGUCGCCGGAGCAAUAUGGACGAGCAAGAUGCCUAGCAAACUUGCACAGUACCUGCCUGAUCUUUCGGAGAAGGAACGUGCUGCCCUGUUCUCCUCAAUUACUGAUGUGACCAAAUAUGAACGGGGUACGCAUGUUCGUGAGGGCGUAAUUCUUGAGGAGGUCCUUGUUCGCACCAAAUGGCAAUCAAAAGUCGUGAGUUUUUGUGAUGGUAGUGUCCCAGUGACACAAAUGUGCAGUGCCUUUCGGGGGUUCCGGCACACUGGUUUGCAGCAUUUUGCAGUCUGAUGCAAAUGUGCUGUACUUUCGGGGUUUCCGGUGCACUGCAGUGCACUGCUCAGAGAGGCUCAGAGCUGUUCCCAUCCAUC